AUGCUGGACGAGGGCGUGAUGGGCUUCACCGCAUCGGACCGCAACCUGAUCGGCCUGACCUCAUGCAGCAGCAAGGCCCUCUACAACCAGCUGUGGAUCACGCCCAAUGCCGUCAGCAGGAACUUGAUGGAACUGCCUCCCUUACUCCAACGGCGAGACGCUCAAGCAGUGCCAAGGUCGUGGAAGACCAUGGGCUGGCUCAAGACCUACGACAUCGACUCGCGCAGCGACUACAGCCCCUCGGGCAACGCCGUGACGGGGUCGCACACUGGUCCUGCCCCGUCCGGGAGAAAUCCAUUACUGAGGAGGAUCGUUCCAAACCUUCCGGUCCAAGGCCCCCUAUAG
Molecule: messenger RNA, 345 nt
Organism: Guillardia theta CCMP2712
Lineage: Eukaryota; Cryptophyceae; Pyrenomonadales; Geminigeraceae
Exons: 1
Coding region: 1-345 (114 amino acids)
Source: RefSeq, a predicted model, not a curated record